AUGCGCUCAAUUUGUGUUGAGUUUGAUUCCCCAGAGCAAGUUGAGCAUUUACUCGAUGACGGUCUCAUGGUUAUCUGGCACGAGAUAAAGAAGGUGAAGGAAUUUUAUUUGCCUAUGAUUUGUUUUAUGUGUGGCGGUGUUGGUCAUCAAUCAACUGCUUGCCCGAUUGCUGAUAAACAACGUCAACGACCACGUCAUGUUGAACAAAUAGUAUGGAGUAAUAGUACAGUUAGAAAAGAAAAUACCUCAUCGUCUAUAUCGCCAUCAAUCGACUCAGAAAUGGUAAGUAAUGCCUAUUCAAUUAUACCACCUACAACAAGCAGCAGCAAUAGUUCUGUCGACCACCUACUGAUGAUUCAAGCAUCGAAAUUUGAAAACAUGUUAAAUGCAUUCGAAACAAGAAUGGCGAGGAAAAUAUCAACACUGGAAAAACAAAUUGGACAAUUAUCUGUACCUGACCAAUAG
This is a messenger RNA of Didymodactylos carnosus, 465 nucleotides long. NCBI's taxonomy places the organism in Eukaryota, Metazoa, Rotifera, Eurotatoria, Philodinida, Philodinidae. The record is from the annotation of a GenBank genome assembly.